AUGGCAUCCCAAAACAACGCCAAUUUCAACAAUCACCCCAAUCCAAACAUUAAUAAUCAAAAUGGAGUUGGAACUGGUUUGAUACACUCAAACGGGUUCCACAACGUUAUUAUUACUCCUGACAGCCCUUUGCCAGAAGAGAACGAGUUCAACCAUUUGGGUGCUGUUGAACGGCCACGUGCCACAGGCACCAUUACCAGCGCCGGCGGCUCCUCUUGCUGGGCGGUGUUAGAGCACCCGAUGGAAAUGGCAGCUUCCUUCGACCGCCUUGUCACCCCGACUCUUCGUAGCCAACAAUGUUAA
Oldenlandia corymbosa var. corymbosa is the source of this 303-nucleotide messenger RNA. NCBI's taxonomy places the organism in Eukaryota, Viridiplantae, Streptophyta, Magnoliopsida, Gentianales, Rubiaceae. The record is from the annotation of a GenBank genome assembly.